Molecule: messenger RNA, 1269 nt
Organism: Effrenium voratum
Lineage: Eukaryota; Dinophyceae; Suessiales; Symbiodiniaceae
Source: the annotation of a GenBank genome assembly
AUGGGCGUCGACGCCCUGGGAGCAAGCGACCGAGCCGCUUUCAAGCUGGGGACGGGGACUUUGCGCAUCAUCCGCGUGAAUCAAGCCAUCGCUCGAUCCGCGAACUGGCAAUCCUCCUUGGACGCAUUGAAUCAGUUGGAGGUGACCUUGUUGCAGCCUACGGUGGUGACCUUCAACUCUCUCAUCAAGGUCUUCGCAGGUCGCUGGCGGGAAACCGUGCAGUGCCUGAGGGAGAUGCGUAUGCGCCGCGUUGUCUCGGACGAGAUCACCUGCAACACCUGCAUCGGCGUGCUCAGCAAGGCGCACUGGCGAAAGGCGCAGGCCCUGGCGGAUCGGCUGCCGGAGGCCUUCGGCGUCUGCGCCCUCUUGGCCGAGUCUGGGAAUUGGCGGGUCGCCAUGGGCGUGAUGACGAGAUGUGAUGCGGACACGGCCUGCUUCAACGCGUUGAUUCCUUUGAGUACCUGGGCCUUCGCGCUAAAGAUGCUCCAGAAGAUGCCGGCCCAGAGGGUGCAACCCAACAGGAGGUCCUGGAACGCCCUGAGCGCGCAGCUCGCGCCGCCGCAGUGGCCGCGCAGCCUGGCGCAGCUCAGCCGCAUGGACCUGGUGGGCCUGAACUCCCUCAUGAGCCUCUGCGAGAAGGCAUCCGCAUGGAAGACCUGCCUGCAGCUCCUGGUGUCUCGGAUACGGAUCGCGGAUAAGCUCAGCUUCAACUGUGCCAUCCUGGGGCUCGGGCAGUCCGCCUGGCGCCGCGGCCUCCUCUUGGUGGAGGACAUGAUGUGGCGCAGGGUCCAGCCGGACAGCGCCAGCUAUCUGGGCCUGUGCCACCGCGACAAUUUGGAGCUCCUGCCAAAGCAUAUGGCCGCACACCAGGUCUCACCGAGCGCUGCGCUGCGCGGGGCUCUGGUGGCCGCCUGCCAAGAGGAGGGCGACUGGCGCCAGGCCUUGCGCUUGGUGGUCGCGGGCGUUCCAGACGCUGCAGCCUGCGGGGCCGCGCUGGCGGCGGGGCAGAAGGCGCAAAGGUGGAAGGAGGCGCUGGCGCUGCUGCGUUUCCAGCGCCGGCGGCGCAUUGCGCUGGACGCGCUGGGCCUCAGCGCGGCGCUCGCCGCGCCCAAAAGGGCCAAGUGGCGCCAGGCGCUGGCGCUGCUUCGGGUGGGCUUGGCCUCUUUGGUGUCCCCGGCCAUCGCGGGCUACGCUGCGGCGGUGCAGUGCCUGGGCCGCUGGCGCCGCGCGGUGCAGCUGCUGGUCCAUGUUUUCGGGCAGUACACCUGA